AUGAUGCGCGAGAAACACAAUUCUAAGGUUGUCGGGAAACUACUCCGCUUCGCGUUGAGUAUUUGUGGAUUUUACAGUGAAGAAUCCGUGCAUCAACGUGCCGCAGAUAGACUGUACAGCUCAGUUGUCUGCCAAAUAGAAGACUCGAACAUUUUGGCGGCUUUUAGGGUGGAGAGUAACUUUCAAGGCAUAUACGGAAUGAUAGUGCUCCAUGUUUGGAUGUUACUCAGUAGGCUUCGUUCUGAAAGGGAAGCUGGGAAGGAACUCAGCCAAGCGAUGUAUGAUAUUUUUCAGGAAGAUGUUGAACGGCGCUUGCAUUUAUAUGGACUGAGGGUAAAUACGAAAAAAUGGCUUCGUGAAUUAGAGUAUUCUUUCUAUGGAAGUGUGCUCGCAUAUGAUGAAGCCUUGCGGGGGAAGCCCGGUACCCUUGCUGCUGCACUUCAGCGAAAUGUAUUUCAAGAAAGAGGAGAUAUUGUGAAGGCUGAGGUGCUUGAACGAUACGUCCGCCGUGAGCUUAGUUGCCUCAAUUUGACAACGACGGAAGCAAUAUUUGAGGGCCGAAUACAAUUUUCAGGCAUUAGACACUUUCAGAAUCUCUGUUUCCAUGUUCAAUCGAACAAUUUAACAGGAAUCCGACCUUGAGACGCCAGAUGCUAGCUCACAUAAAUGCCAUUUGGUGAUACAUUAAAAUGAAUUCUUGUUCUUUCCUUAUUUCUAGAGUAGACUACUCAAAAUUUGUUGGUUUGCGAGCUUUCAAAUGACUGGACUCUAAGCUGAAAACUCGCGAUGGUUCUGCAAAGCACCAUAGCAAGUUGCACUCGGUAGCGAUCGGGUGGGGUAUUACGAACGUAAUAGUUUCGCUCCAGGGCUCGCGCACUGCAAAAGACUUUUCAAUUAAGACUCAUAGGUUCACUC
This is a messenger RNA of Micromonas commoda, 915 nucleotides long. Its product is annotated as ubiquinol cytochrome c reductase. Bases 1 to 642 code for a protein of 213 amino acids. The transcript is spliced from 3 exons. NCBI's taxonomy places the organism in Eukaryota, Viridiplantae, Chlorophyta, Mamiellophyceae, Mamiellales, Mamiellaceae. Gene Ontology annotation, cellular component: mitochondrion. The record is from RefSeq and is a predicted model, not a curated record. Gene Ontology annotation, biological process: mitochondrial respiratory chain complex III assembly.